UAACGAUCUCGCUUCGGCAGUUCUCGUGUGUCGGGUCAAAGUUGUCACCCAACAUGGCGGAAUAGGACAGUUUUCAGGUCGUUCUUUUCUCGAAUCACUGUGUUUUCUCAUUGAGUUUCCCGACACACCAUCUCAUUUGAAUAUAUAUAAACAGACAACAUUCAGUCAAACUUUCCCUCCAAUAUUUGAAGCUUUUCGCGCUGCAUUUUUUCGCCCUGGGAAGCUUCACUCCGCUUUGACAACAACAAACCGUCGUUCGAACCUCCGAGGAUGGCUGUCGCUGCGGCCUCACCAGAUAUUUGCCAGGAUAUCGGCAACAAAAACUCAGUUCCAGGGGAGCCGCCUGCACAGGAACAAACUAGCCUAGACAUUGACAUCGCCAACGUGGUGUGCAGCUUUAGGGCGAGGUGCCACUUGAACCUGAGGAUGAUAGCUUUAAACGGGGCCAACGUUAUCUACAAACGGGAGCUGGGGAAAGUCACAAUGAAGCUGAGAAGACCAUACUGCACAGCUAACAUCUGGUCAUCUGGCAAGAUUGUGUGCACAGGAGCCAGAAGUGAAGAUGAUGCUAAGAAGGGUGCCAGAAGAUGUGCAAGAACCUUACAAAACAUGGGAUUCCAGGUGCACUUUAGUGAGUUCAAGGUGGUGAAUGUGCUGGGGAUAUGUGCCAUGCCCUUCACCAUCAAAAUCACCCUCUUUUCCAAACACCACAAGGAAAAUGCAAGCUAUGAGCCAGAGCUCCACCCAGGAGUGACCUACAAAAUCAGGGACCCCAAGGCUGUGAUGAAGAUUUUCUCUACAGGCAGUAUUACAUGCACAGCACCCUGUGUGGCUAACAUCCAAAGAGCUAUAGAACACAUCUAUCCAUUGGUUCAUGAGUUCCGAGGAGAUGAGGUGGUACGGGGUCCGCGAAGGGGUGCUGCCGGGGAGGGUAACAUCGAUGAUAGUGAAGAAGAGGAAGACAGUGAGGAUGAUGAGGAAGAUGACUGAAGAUAAUGCCUGAUUCACCCACCUAAUGACAUGAUAACCACUCUCUGGUGGGUCACAUUUAUCAAUAUGGACCAGUCUAGAAACAUAGAAAGGUGUAGUUGAGGGCAGUGAGCAACAGAACCCUCUUUACUAAGUGUAUGGGAUAACUUAAUGAUAAGUCACUUAAAAUGUGUUUUCGUGUCUCAGUGUCUUAAUUGUAAAUACAUUGUAAUGGGUCAAAGGUUGUCAUACAUAGAACUACAGUAGCGCCAGAAAUCUUGGUAACCUUACAUAUCAUUUCCAUAUUGCUUUAGGUAUUGUGCAUGUAUAUUCAUUGAAUCAUUGAGAUGCAUCCAUCACCAUUUAAACAUUCAAUGGCAUCUUUUGCUAUAUAGAGUAGCAGAUGCAAUGCAAAGGUACAACUUCAUGCAGUUUGAUCUGAGACUUUCCAUUUGUGGCUAUUGUAAUAUACAUGUAAGCCUUUCCAGUGUUGUUGCCAGUUCCUACAUGAAAUAUGACAUACAUAGUGAUAUUAUAUGUACUUGAACAUACAGUGAUUCAGCAUUGAUUUAAUUUGAAGCGCAAAUCUGAAUACUGUUUUUGAGAAGGGCAUAAUUGUAUAUGACUGGCCUACCCUUCUCAGGCAACAAACAAGUCCUCACUACACCUGUCACAGACUGGUUUGGUAAAGGAAACCAAUUUGACUUGGUUUUGUUGAUCAAUCCCAUUCAUUAUUUCAAUCACAAAUUUAAACAGUACUUGAGAAUAUUAGUUAGUAUCUAUAUCUUACUUCAAACACUUGUCCUCCCUACUGAAGGAUGCUUUUGAGCACUACAUGUAACAAUAGAUGAAAACCUGGUUUAUUAAUUGUUCAAAGUUAAUACUUUUUUAAAGGGCUUUCGCUACUUCAUUCCUUUACAUUGGAGUAGCAUUGUACACACAGACUGGUGGUGUGCACUUUGUUAGCCAUACCAGUGUUUCCAGAACGGGUGACAUCCCAUAUAAGUUGGACUUUUGCACUUUCUCUAGUGCACUGCACAUUUAUACUUAUUUUGUUGCAGAAUUAUGAACAGGAUAUACAUAUUGUACACUCAGAUUUGUAGAAUAGACCCCCAACUUUCAGACAUGUAUGAUGAAACUGUACUAUACCCAUUUUUCAGGUCCACAGUUGCCCAGAUAUUGUAGCUUUCUCUAUUGGGAAACAGACAAAACUGGAACAAUAUUCAACCCUUUUGGAAAUAAAAGUUCCACGUGUAGUGGUUAUUGUAAACCUGG
Branchiostoma floridae (Florida lancelet) is the source of this 2244-nucleotide messenger RNA. RefSeq names its product TATA box-binding protein-like protein 1. The transcript has 6 exons. Gene Ontology annotation, molecular function: general transcription initiation factor activity; DNA binding. Gene Ontology annotation, biological process: DNA-templated transcription initiation. Bases 271 to 990 code for a protein of 239 amino acids. NCBI's taxonomy places the organism in Eukaryota, Metazoa, Chordata, Leptocardii, Amphioxiformes, Branchiostomatidae. The record is from RefSeq and is a predicted model, not a curated record.